This is a messenger RNA of Alnus glutinosa, 965 nucleotides long. RefSeq names its product GEM-like protein 4. The record is from RefSeq and is a predicted model, not a curated record. NCBI's taxonomy places the organism in Eukaryota, Viridiplantae, Streptophyta, Magnoliopsida, Fagales, Betulaceae. The transcript has 4 exons. Bases 16 to 825 code for a protein of 269 amino acids.
UCCCUUUAAAUACAUAUGCAGAAGGAUACAAGGCAUGAUCAACCUUACCAAGCCUCACUUCCCCUGAUUUCUGCCAGAGCAGAAAAUUCUACAGCAGAAGCUGUUCCAACUAGAGCUAGAAGUGAAUUUUACCACUACUUAUCAGCCAUGAAAACCUCCCUUCAGCAACAUGUAAUUGGAGUUCCAAUUAGCUCAGCAGCAUUCCUAUUUGAGAGGUCUACAACUAGAUACUUACCUGAUCUUUCUGGCCAAUACAAUCUUCCAUCUCAUAAACAUGGGUCUCCUUCAUGCAAACAGAGUAGAGUACGUUCAAUUCUUAGUAGGAUGAACAAGCUUGGGAAAAAAGCAGACAGGUUUACGCAUGGAGUCAGAGAGCAUGUCCGGCUGGCACCCAAAAUCACUGAAAGUUUGAAGGGGAAGUUGAGCUUGGGGGCUAGAAUUCUUCAAGUAGGUGGGAUGGAGAAAGUCUUCAAGCAGUUAUUUGAUGUUAGAGAAGGAGAGAAACUGUUUAAGGCUUCUCAAUGCUACUUGUCAACCACAACCGGCCCUAUAGCAGGUCUCCUCUUCAUCUCCACAGACAAGAUUGCUUUUUGCAGUGAGAAACCCAUCAAAAUCUCUUGCCCAAGUGGAGAAUUCAGCAGAAUACAUUACAAGGUCUUGAUCCCACUAAGAAAGAUAAAGACAGUCAACCAAAGUGAGAAUGUGAAGAAGCCUUCGCAGAAGUACAUAGAUAUAGUUACCGUAGAUAAUUUCGAGUUUUGGUUUAUGGGUUUCAUAGAUUAUCAGAGAGCUUUCAAAUAUCUUCAGCAAGUAAUCACUCAAUAGUGAUUGGAGAAUACGUGUCUUCCCUCUGCUUCAUCUGAUGUGUUUUGUUAUUUAAAUAAGCAUGAUACAGUUUUGGACGGUGUAUAUAUUUCUAGUGAUGAACAAUGUUAAUAUACAUUCUGCAGCGGUUAUUGCUUAAA